Molecule: messenger RNA, 1460 nt
Organism: Lates calcarifer (barramundi perch)
Lineage: Eukaryota; Metazoa; Chordata; Actinopteri; Centropomidae
Product: dynein axonemal assembly factor 3
Exons: 12
Coding region: 85-1446 (453 amino acids)
Biological process (GO): axonemal dynein complex assembly; motile cilium assembly
Source: RefSeq, a predicted model, not a curated record
ACUGUUGCCUAGCAACAGAACACAAACUAUCUAUUCAGACGGUUAGCUGCUAACUUUCCUGAGCCAUAAAUACAGUUUGUGAGGAUGAGUGCUGGACGAGCAUCUGAGGGCGCCGGCUGCAUCACCUGGUGGGGUUUUAGUCCUGCGCGUGACCUGCUGAGCACAGGCCCUGUGAGACAUAAAGGGGAGUUCAAUGUUUUACUGGUUGGCAGCGGAGAUCCACGACAUAUUUUGAAGACCAUCGCUGGUUUGCAGAAUGAUGAACGCCUUCAUGUGUGGGUGAUAGAAAACAGCAUGGAGGUGGUGGCCAGGCAGCUGCUGCUCCUCUACCUGGCACUGAUGCCCCAGGAAAGCAUGGGACUUCAUGAGAAGACAGAGGUUUACCUGGAGGUGUUUGGGAAUGGUGAGAUCCGCAGUCAAACAGAGGAAAUAUUGAAACAUGCAGCAUCACAGCUCUCACUGUGUGUUACUGAAACAAUGGAGACAGCUGCACACCCCUGUCUGAACACAACUCUUCUCAAGUUCAAGGAGCGAGACGAGCUGGCCAGAAUAUUGAAAUUGUGGAUCCAGCCUCAGUCUUCCUUAUCUUCAUCUGAGAGUCCUCCUCCUAUCCUCAUGUCCAAAGCCUGGGAUUAUCGGGUCAGGCAGCACCUGGGAACUCGCUACGACUCCAAGAGAGGCUGCUUCGACUGGGACCUUACAAUGAAACUGCACGAGAAAGGGUGUGGUGUCAUCAAUAAACAACAAUAUGUGCAAUGGAGGGAACGGGGUUUGGCGUUCGAAAUGAGGGAAGGUGUCUACCAAAUAACCAAUCCAAGUUUGCUCUCAUCUAGAGUGUUCAGUCAGAGAGGGAACAAAAUGUCUGUGAGGGGUUACUGGGGAGACAUAGUAUCCAGUCCUUACCUCUCCUUUGGCAUUGAAACUGAUGACAAGAGCCUGCUGAAGACACAGAAUGGGCAACAUACCAAGACAGCCCAGGAUAUCUCCUUUUCAAAUGUGCAGGCAUUGUUCCAGUCGCUGUCCAGCAGACGGGGCUGCCCCUCUACUUCUCACUCAGGCACAGAGGGAGAAGAGCCAUCAGCACAGACUGACCAAAAAUCAGUCACCGUUAACGAUCUGAUGCGUCUAAACGGGGUCUCUGUGACCUUCCUGCCUGUGGACGCACUUUACAAAUUGCCAGAAAAACAGAAAUACUCCCACUUCUUCAACACUAUUCACUUCUCUGUCAGCUGCGUGCACCAGUUGGGCCCGACGAUGAGACAGAUUGCAGCACCAGACGCUGUGGUUGUCAUGGAGUUGGCCAAGUACAUUUUGGAUCUGAACAAAGAGCAAGAGGCAGGCUUUGCGAAGAAAGUGGCGAGCAUCGCUGCAGAGGCUGGAUUUGAACCAUGGCACGAGGGGAAGAGCGAUGGCGCCCACAGUGUUUUCAAACCACAGAAGAAGUAACAGCUGCUUACUCU